AUGUCUCCCCGUCUCAUCAGAGGCCAUGCAUUCUUUCCCCGGUACCAUGACCCGCUUGAUCUGGAUCAGCUUAAGAAACUCCACAUCAGCCACACCCUGCCUCCCGUCAAACCUGCCAUACGGCAAUAUUUCGAGAAGGCGGACCCUGCCGACCAUGACUGGCGAAACAAGCCUGAGUUUCCCGCGUCAGAAGAGAUUCUGGGAACUGCUACGGAAACGGAAGAUGUCUUGCUCGCACCGAACAAGAUCUCUGGUCGUUGGUCCUCAACGGAAGAAUACCUCACAACGCACUACAAUCUGGUCCGCGAAGAUGCAGUAGCGCCUCUGAGAGAUGCGGUCACUUUUGUUCGAGAGGACCCUUCUAUCAUGGAUACCAAGGAUGUGUUUACCUACGAAAAGGUCUACAUCAUCGGCGCGACUUUCGCCCAUCGCGGCCUGGCACUUCGCAUGCGCUUUUCGACACGGCGUGCGGGGAAGAAAAUCAUGUGGAAGUACUCAAAGAGACUCGUUGCUGGCUCCGUUGUUGCUCUGUCUCCCGUCCAGGACUGUUUCGAUACGAAGUGCAUCGUGGGCGUGGUCGCUGCCAGACCUCUGGAGAAUAUCACCAAGGAGCCGCCUGAGAUUGACAUCUUCUUUGCACGACCUGAGCAAACUGAAUUCGAUCCUCAGCAGGAAUGGAUCAUGGUUGAAGCCGGCUCGGGUUACUACGAGGCCUACAGACACACCAUGAAAGCGUUGCAGAAGCUGUCUUCUGAAAGAUUUCCCCUGAAUGAGCAUAUAUGCGCACUCGAGCCUCGCAUCUGCGCCCCGGAAUACGUGGAGGCAGAGCCGAUGGUCGAUAUUCGGGCUCUGUCGCAGGUACCCAGCGAACAAAGCAAAAAGGUCAAUGUUCUUGGGCAGUGGCCGACCUCGCCAAUGGCUGGACUAGACCCUAGUCAAUGGCAGGCUUUGAAGGUGAUGUUGACUAAAAAUCUCGCAAUUGUACAAGGUCCGCCUGGAACUGGCAAAACCUACGUCUCUGUCGUUGCACUCAAGGUUCUUCUUUCAAACAUGACGUCGGGUGAUCCGCCAAUCAUCAUUGCUGCGGAGACAAACCAUGCCCUUGACCAGGUCCUUACCCAUGUCUCCAGAUUUGAGAGCAACUACAUUCGAUUGGGUGGAAGAAGUAAUGAUGUCGAGAUUCGGAAAAGGACACUGUAUGAGGUCAGGAUUUCGGCACCACCGAAAGAGGUAGAUGGCGGACUGUCUGGACCUACCAGACGAGAGCAUCGGAUACUCGUCAAUCAAUUGGUUGAGCUUCUCAAGCCUUUCAAUCACGAAAAUGGCAAAAACCCAAUCCCAGCCGACGCUUUUUCCAAGCACGGUUUGAUCAAUGAAGCCCAAUUACUCUCUCUUGAGCGAGGUGCGAGUGCGUGGAUUCGUCCGGAUACCGAGAAGUGCGAUCUGUUCGCAGCGUGGCUUGGUGAUCAGCUGGUGGCUUUUGACGUCGACUACUCACGCGAGUCAUUCGGGUUUGUCGAGAAUGAGACUGAUCUAGAGUACGAGGAGCUCAAAGAGAUUGAGGCGGAACAUGGCUUGGAAGAAGAUGAUCUGGAAGUUCUGAAAGGCCGAUUCGUCCAUCUGCGGGAAGCGUUCCGCAUUCAAGGACAGGGUUCGGUCUCCGAGGUUGCAGUAGCUCAGUAUCUGAGGUCUAAGGACUUGUGGAGUAUUCCGAGCAAGUUUCGCGGGUCCAUCUACAAUAUCCUGCGAAAUAAACUGCUGCAGAUGCUUACCAGCAAACUUCGGAAGCUGGCAGUAUCCUAUGCAGCAACCUGCGAAAAAUCCCGGAUCGGAAGAUGGGAGAAGGACUAUUAUAUUCUGCAGAGCGCCAAAGUGAUUGGGAUGACGACAACCGGCUUGAGCAAGUAUCGUGGUCUGCUCUCAAGCUUGAACCCUCGCAUUGUUCUGAUUGAAGAAGCAGCCGAGUGCAUUGAAGCACCAAUUGCUGCUGCUUGCUUUGACUCUUUGCAGCAGUUGAUCCUGGUUGGUGACCAUCAACAACUGAAGGGUCACUGUGCUUUGCAAGAUUUGGCAUCCGAGCCCUUCUUCCUCGAGAUUUCAAUGUUCGAGCGCCUAGUCAACAACGGCAUCCCUUACAUCAUGCUCCGAGAACAACGGCGAAUGGCAACAGAGUUCCGUAAGUUGUUGACUCCCAUCUAUGGGGAGCUUAUCGAUCAUGCCUCUGUCCAGAGCCUCGCCUCCGUACCAGGAAUGGGCGACCUCCGCUCUUUCUUCUUUAACCACGAUUGGCCUGAGAGCAAUGACAGCCUCGCCUCGAAGCUCAAUGAGAGGGAGGCAUCGAUGGUGGUUGAAUUUUUCGCCUACCUUGCGCUGAACGGCGUACCGGUCCAAAACAUCACUGUCUUGACAUUUUACAAUGGUCAGAGGAAACUGAUUCUGAAGAUUAUGAGGACACAUCCAUAUCUGUCCAAGCACCUCGUGAAAGUGGUCACAGUCGAUUCCUACCAGGGAGAAGAAAAUGAGAUUGUCCUGUUGUCUUUGGUUCGCAGCAGCCAGCAUCGAGGUAUCGGGUUUCUUUCGGUAGAUAGCAGAGUCUGCGUGGCCCUGUCUCGCGCAAAGUGUGGAUUCUACAUCUUCGGAAAUGCAAACAAAGUUCUCAAUGAGAGCCCGCUAUGGAACAAAGUUGUGCACCUGAUGUGCGAGGAAGCCGUUAGACCACGUCUGGGCUCCCAGUUGCCCUUGAAGUGCCAGAGUCACGGCAAGGAAACGCUCAUUACGGAGCUCAGUGACUGGACUACCAUCAACGGAGGCUGCAGCGAUCCAUGCGGGGAUACCCUGGCAUGUGGCCAUAAAUGCCCGAUUCAAUGCCAUGCUUUCAGCCACGAAUGGGUGUCUUGCAAUCUGGUUUGCAACCAUGUUCGACAAUGCUGUGGUGUCGCCUGCUCACGAAAGUGCGGCGUUGACCAUGAUCAUCCUUGUGGCUGCGAAUCAGAUACAACAAGCGACGAUAAUGCGGCCAAUGUGCUCACACCGGAAGCUUCAGUCGAUGUGAGUGAUGAUGCUGAACCCAAAGAAGAUCCCAUGGCUGUUGCCAGGAACAAAUGGAAGGAAUUCGCGAAUGGUGGGGCUCGGGUUCAGGACAUGGAUCUGGCCACGCUCGCCCACGCCGACAAUCCUUAUUCAGAGGAGGUGCAGCAGGCUAUGAAGCGUGUUGAGGCGCGAUUUAUUCCCAAGGCGCUGAGGGAGAAAAUGAAGCUUGUCGACAUUGAGACAGUCCUGUCAACUGCUGUCGCAACUCCAGUGGAUGCGGUUGCAGGGCAUUUACUCGAUUGA
Molecule: messenger RNA, 3333 nt
Organism: Penicillium riverlandense
Lineage: Eukaryota; Fungi; Ascomycota; Eurotiomycetes; Eurotiales; Aspergillaceae
Exons: 5
Coding region: 1-3333 (1110 amino acids)
Biological process (GO): regulatory ncRNA-mediated heterochromatin formation
Cellular component (GO): nuclear RNA-directed RNA polymerase complex
Molecular function (GO): helicase activity
Source: RefSeq, a predicted model, not a curated record